Molecule: messenger RNA, 105 nt
Organism: Plenodomus lingam JN3
Lineage: Eukaryota; Fungi; Ascomycota; Dothideomycetes; Pleosporales; Leptosphaeriaceae
Source: RefSeq, a predicted model, not a curated record
AUGCCUAGGUACGCCAUGUUCACACUUAAGGGUGUGAUCAAGUAUCUUCUUCCCAUGUCAUUGAAACGUCUAGCAGCAUAUCAAUCGAUGAUCUUCUCAGCAUGA